Messenger RNA from Gigantopelta aegis, 3077 nucleotides. RefSeq names its product twist-related protein 2-like. Gene Ontology annotation, biological process: regulation of transcription by RNA polymerase II; developmental process. The transcript has a single exon. Bases 370 to 948 code for a protein of 192 amino acids. Gene Ontology annotation, molecular function: DNA-binding transcription factor activity, RNA polymerase II-specific; protein dimerization activity; RNA polymerase II transcription regulatory region sequence-specific DNA binding. The record is from RefSeq and is a predicted model, not a curated record. NCBI's taxonomy places the organism in Eukaryota, Metazoa, Mollusca, Gastropoda, Neomphalida, Peltospiridae.
ACUUUGAACCUCUAAGCAGAAACACGUGCACCUCUCUGCGUGACAGCUAUUGUAUACUGUUUGUUUACCUGCGGAAGGUAACCCAAAUACGAAAUCGAGAGUGUUUUUUUGCUUCCUCAUCCUAAACAGUUCAUUUACGUCGUGCUUCUUCCAAAUUCAGAACAUUUAUAAUUUGUGAAUAGUAGUCACUAUUUAAGAUAUUUAUUUAUUGAAAGUGACUUCAGGAAUUUUUUUUAUAAACGUGAUAGAUUUUUUUGUUUUUGGAUGUUCCAAGUGUCUUUGAGAAGUUGUGUAUUUUUAUCUUUGGAUGAUCGAGAGGAUUCGAGGAGUUUGUGAACAGUUCUUCGUCUGUUUGGUUCUGACGUCGAGAUGGUUCCCGAACACAAACAAGUGUUGAGUCAAGCCGGACUCAACUUGAGCAUCAAACAACAGACGGAGGAAUUCAGUGGGUCUCCGGAGUUCCGGAACCAGGCGGAAUUUCGCGACUCUUCGGAAUACGAGGACGUCAAGUCGGAGUACGGCGAGGAGGACGACUACGACGACGACGUUGUCACGGACAAACGUCUGCACAGAAAGCGCAAGCGUGACGACGGCGGCAGCGACCUCAAGAAAAACCGCCCUCGCAAACCGCAGACAUUCGAAGACAUCCAGACCCAGCGAGUGAUGGCGAACGUUCGCGAGCGACAGAGGACGCAGUCCCUGAACGAAGCGUUCACCCAGCUGAGGAAGAUCAUCCCGACCCUCCCGUCAGACAAGCUGAGUAAGAUCCAGACCCUGAAGCUGGCGUCUAGGUACAUCGACUUUCUGUACCAGGUGUUGCGCAGCGACGACCACGACUCCAAAAUGGCCAGCAGCUGCACGUACGUCGCCAACGAGCGACUUAGCUACGCCUUCUCAGUCUGGAGGAUGGAGGGCGCGUGGUCCAUGAACGGAACCACGGGACACUGACGGACAGACGGACGGACAGACUCAGUUCCGUGAGAUUACAAUGUGUUUGUGUAUGUGUGUUUGUGAAAGAUCUCAAAUGACUGCCACCGUUUCACAGGUUCGUGUCGUACCUUGGGGAUGAGUAUAAAGAAUAUACUAGUGUAUGUUGUGUGAGAAUUGUGCGACGUGAUAUUAUGGAAAUUGGAAAUCGUUUCUAGAGCAUGUGCUGUGUUUCCAGAGAAACCAAACAUUGUUUCUAAGACGACUGAAGUGAUAGUACGGAAACAGGACGCUGUUUCUAACCCGUGCCAUACCGUACUUUAGAAAGUGAACAGUGUGUGGGAAUCGCUCCAUGUGACGUCAUGAAACACUUAAGUGGCCACGAAAGAUGAGCAACAGAAUUUAUUUUUGUGUGAACUUCCAAUCCAUAGUGGGACAUGAACCAUUAACAUGUGACUUCAGUGACAGUGGAAACCAUGGUUCGACUGACGUUGAUGGUGUUCUGUGGACAAUAGUGAUGCCGUGGUAUUGCCAUGACAGCAUCAACGUGAACAGUCAUAAUGACAAAGACGAUGAAUCAGUCUGGUACCUGACUGGCGUAUUGCCGUAUUUACGUACUGCUACCGGUAACUGACUGACGUACUGCCGUAUUUACGUACUGCUACCGGUACCUGACUGGCGUAUUCUAAUAUAACAUUUACGUAGCAUUCUUCGUGUUCAAGCAGUUUCGUUUCAACAGAGUGAAAUAAAUUACAGAUGAUUACCGCCAGGUCAUAUUAUUAUGCAAUAAAAUAUGUUACGGUGACAAUAUAUACCAGCACGUAAAAACCAAGAUAACAGUUUAUAAUGAAAUCAACAUAUUGUUGAUUACUAUGAACGUUUUCUCAAAUGUUUUUCUUGUAUGUAGGUCAUUUGUAUGUCGUUGUGAGAACUGGAACUGUGUGUUAUGGCAAUUUCAGCUGUGAGUUCCGGGAAGUUCACAACAAGCUGUUUCUGUAAUCUGUGUGUGAACGUCAACACGGGCUAUUAGUAGAUGUAAUUGGUUUCCACAAUCUCUUCUCAACCCCAGUCAUAGAUCUGUCCGGAUGUCUCAAACUUUCUCUCUCUCUCUCAGUCAGUCACAAGUCAAUUUUAAAGGGGUUUUCGUUUCUAUUAAUAUUUUCAUAUAUCUGGGAGAAAUAUCAUUUUCUAUUUUUUAUUUUAUUAUUAGGCUUUUAUUUCUGGAUUUGUUGGUAUACUAGUCUUUGUAAUGUUGCCAAUAGUGAUUUUUUUUUACCAUAGUUUGAUACCCAAUAGCCGAUGUAUUUUUCGUGCUGGGGUGUCGUUAAACAUCUAUUCUGUUCUAUAUUACUGAGUUAUUAUUAUCUCUGUAUUAUACGUAACACAGGGAUGUUCCCUAAAUGUGUUCUUGAUACUGUAUUCUUAGCUUUAUGAUAUACCACUAUCAACUUCAGACUGAUAAUUAAUAAUGUUUUUAUCUGAUAGUAAAAAGUCAGGGCUCACCCUGACCAUGGCCAUAUUAGCUAAAUACACUUUAUAUAUAUAAAGCUUAUAAGUGGCUACAACAUUUAGUAUUUUGUCUAUAAUAAAACAAAAAUUAAUUAACCAUUUUGUAACAUUUUUCAAAAAAAUAUGCUACUUAUCUCAAAGUCGAUUAAAACAAAAUUAUUCCCAGGGUAAUCCCUGAAAAGUGUAAAAAAAAAAAAAAAAAAAAAAACAUUCAUUUUUUUUUCUUCUAAAUUGUGGACCAAUUCCUAGAGUGAAGUUAUGUGUGACCAGACUGACUGAUGUUAUUAAUUUAUUCCAAACCUACGUGUGUCUCAUUUCAGGUUUGCAUUUCAUUCCAAAAUUACAAAGUCAAAUCAAAUAGUGAAAUAUUGCAAGUUUCUACAAAGAACAUACAUGAAUUUAUAGUGAUCCAACAUGAGUUGACUGACAAUUUUGGUUUGGUUAGGGUUUAUUGUAUUAUAUUUUAUUACGUACUGUGCAGGGUUUGUGAACUGUAUUUGCUAUAUUUUGGAAUGAAAUACACUAUAAAAAUGUUUGAACGAAUGAAAUAUUAUACUGUGUGCCUUGAUUGUGAAUCAAAUCAAAAUAUAUUUAUGUGCAUUCCAAAUUUUGAUAUAAAAUACAAGAUUUGUGAAAAAUAA